Pyricularia grisea is the source of this 2037-nucleotide messenger RNA. RefSeq lists its product as uncharacterized. The coding region runs from base 344 to 1528 and encodes 394 amino acids. The transcript has 2 exons. Lineage: Eukaryota; Fungi; Ascomycota; Sordariomycetes; Magnaporthales; Pyriculariaceae. The record is from RefSeq and is a predicted model, not a curated record.
CUCCCUUUGACACAACCAUGGGCGAAUCACACACGCCCAUGUCGAGACUUGUUUACGGUUCGCAUGAAAUGGUUAAUCAACGAAGGACAAGUGCCUCGGAGAGUCACGCAAGCUCCAGGAAGUAGUGUUUGUUUUCCUCUUGUUUUGUUGCUGUUUUUUAUGGUGCUGCAAUAGCGGAUCAGAAACAUUUCCCUUUCCCCUCUCUGUCUGUACUGCAGUGCGCAGCUAAAAGGCAACGAUCCCUCACUACGUGCCUAUUUGAUUCAUAUGUGACUGGCGGCACUUUCGCGAUCGACAACAAGGACACUCCACUUGCGAAACUACCAACUUUCCAAAGCUCGAUAUGCCAGAUCUCAACAGCGUUUCUUCAGCCCCUCGUGCGAUCGACGAAACUCGUCAACAGUCCUCGCACGCAAUGCCUCCUCCGCCGGUGGCACAGUCGCCCUCCCUCAAUAUUCUUCCCUCGAACCAAACAGCCCACACAUCUGCCACGACGUCGUCCUCCGCUCUUGCCUCACCACAGCUUCCCCCAGCUGCAGUCGCGUCCAACAUGAGCUCUGACAAUGCCGGAGCUGGGUCCGGUCCGGGACCGAUACGGCAUCCUCGUCCACUGACUGCUGCUGAAUUGCACCUACAGCUAGAGAAGGAACAGGAGGCUGUGGUCAACCGUCUCACCCGCGAGCUGUCAAUUCUUCGAGCAGCACAGAAUGCCUCAGUUGUUUCCAACACUUCGUCGACCUCGGCCAGCGUUAGCGGCGCUGAAGGAACACCUGCCACAGACUUGAUCUCAGGUUCCGGAUUCUCGAUCCCCUCGACGAGCGGACGCCGGCACCACCGUACAUCCUCCAGCCACAGUGCACGCAGUCAGGCCAUCAUGGGGACUUCGUUUGGGGCCGGUUCGAUGGUUGGAACUGGGCCCUUGCCAGCUCCUGCAGGUCGGCCUUUUGCCACCAGUUUGAGUAGACAGAACAGCACCGCUUCGCGACGCAGCCGGGCUAGUUCUCCAAUACCUCCAGUCCAUCACUCGAACCCAAUAGACAUUGCACCCAGUGGCGGAUACUUUCAAAGGGGUCAGCCUCCCAUGGCAUCCAGCUAUGAGCUUUCCCCUGGUUUGAUGCAAGCUACACACCGGUAUGAGGAGGUAGCAUACUACCGAUCAGAGCUCGAAUCUGCCAAGCGAGAGAAUGAAAUACUCCGCCGGCGCAUACAAGAGCUAGAGCGAGCCGUCAGGGAUCGUAGGACAAGUGACACCGGCCGAACACGGUCGGAGAGCGUGUCGACAACGGCAAGUGUGGCAGCUAGCACUGGCGGAGGCGCGACGGCGACAGGAACGGGUGUCAUGGGCGGUAGCGGCGUGGGUGUGGCAGGCCGCAGAGAAGGUGGUGGACGGGACAGGGUCGUCAGUGUGGCCGGCAGUGUCGGUGUUGGUGUACCAGAAGACGAGGUUCGUGUGGGCGAAAGUGCGGCCAGUGCUGGAUUGGGAACGGCGCAAUCUGGGACUGCUGGGGUUAAGAGAUCUACGACCUGAGACGCCAUGACAUUGUUGGGCUGAAGGCGAAAAGGAAGAAUGCGAGCAUAGCGGGGCUUUUGGCACGCGUGCUAUCCGAGUUCAUGAGCUUGGCAAAAGUUAUGGAUGACGACGAGCAAAACGUGAUAUGCUUCUCCUUUUUGGCCAAGAUCAUUUAUUGCAACCAAUUUUCUUUCUCGUCUCAUUGUUCUCCUACGAUUCUGCCUGUUUCUUGAGCUGCGGUUCUCGAUGAUUUCACUUGUUACCUCCUGCAGACGGUCAGAAAAGAGACUAGAACUGUUCUGUUUUGUUUUCUGGACCUUAUUGUUGAUAUCGUGGAAUUGAAAGAUAGCAAAUGGUCCCAUAUCAUGAUAAGUCGCAACUCAUGUCAACCCAUAAACCCAGCAAUCUUUUAAGCGGCAUGGAAAGACCAAAGUAUGCCCUCUGCGGAGGCUUGGGGUUGUGUCAUUUGCCGGGGCUUUUCCGUGUGGCUUUAGCCCGCCCAAGUCCCGGUUGCGUUGAGUUUUAAG